CCAAACCAUCAGAGCAUACAAUCAGCAUACAACCAAGCAUCCAGCGGGACAAUAACCUUGAAAUCAACCGACAAUGUCAAACGCUCACAGACCCACCUUCGACCCCGCUCGUGGCCGCUCCGAUCAAGCCCCGACACGUAUCUAUGCAUCGCGAAUGUUGCCGAAUCAUACUCAACUUAAGUUCAGAAAACAGGGACAAGGUUCCUCGACAGAGCUGCAACAGAAAGAUUUGAAGGCGGAGUUGUUGAGGGCGGAGGAGGAGGCGAAAGCGAAAAAGAGUGGAAAGGCACUUCCCGUGGAUGAUCCCGCACCAGCACUCGCGAUUGCGCAAUCAGGGACGGAGAAGCAUGCCUUAACGGAAGGAGACGAGGAGGAAGAAUCACCAGAAGCCAAGAGAAGACGGAUAUUGGAGGAGUCGAAAGACCUCGAUGCGGAUGAUUCGGACGAGGAAAAGGACGAUGAGGAUGACGAACACGAUAGCGACGAAGACAGCGACGACGACGACGACGAAGACGAGACAGCAGCCCUCCUCGCCGAACUCGCCAAAAUCAAAGCCGAACGCGCCGCCGCCGCCCAAAAACUCGCUUCUGAAAACGCCGCAGCCGAAGAUGACGCUCGUGUCGAAUCCAUCGCGCUCGGAAACCCUCUCCUCAACCCCGAUAGUUUUAAAGUCAAGAAAAGGUGGGACGAAGAUGUCAUUUUUAGGAAUCAGGCAAGAGGGGCGGAUUUGGAUGGGAGGGGAGGGAAGAAGGGGUUCGUCAAUGAUUUGUUGAGGAGUGAGUUUCAUAGGAAGUUUAUGGGGAAGUAUAUCCAUUAGGCGGGUGGGAUUUGAAAGGGAAGAAG
Messenger RNA from Saitoella complicata NRRL Y-17804, 843 nucleotides. RefSeq names its product Cwf15/Cwc15 cell cycle control protein. Bases 74 to 817 code for a protein of 247 amino acids. Gene Ontology annotation, cellular component: catalytic step 2 spliceosome. The record is from RefSeq and is a predicted model, not a curated record. Gene Ontology annotation, molecular function: RNA binding. The transcript is spliced from 2 exons. Gene Ontology annotation, biological process: mRNA cis splicing, via spliceosome. Lineage: Eukaryota; Fungi; Ascomycota; Saitoellomycetes; Saitoellales; Saitoellaceae.